Molecule: messenger RNA, 462 nt
Organism: Rangifer tarandus platyrhynchus (Svalbard reindeer)
Lineage: Eukaryota; Metazoa; Chordata; Mammalia; Artiodactyla; Cervidae
Source: the annotation of a GenBank genome assembly
AUGCGCCUGCGACGUGAAGACAGCCCAUCAGAAACCAGAGAGAACGAAGCUGAAAGCAGAGAACUGGAGAGAGUGCCCAAGACUGGUUUUCUGGGCCUACUCAUCAACCUGUAUGAAUUUGAAAAUGAGCACAUGUUCAGUGGAUUUCCAUGGAACCCAGAAUCAAAUGCAAACGUCUCAGAGGCCUGCAAACCCAACUUGAGUGGUUCUCAACCGAAAGAGACCUUGCCGUGGCUGGAGGGGACUCGUGACGAUGUCCGGGGACACUCGUGGUUGUCACAGCUGGAAGAGGGCAGGGUCCUGGCAUCGAGAGGGCGGAGGUCAAACAUCCUUCCAUACGUCCUGCGGCGCACAGGACUGCUCCAUAUCCAGGAACUGUCCAGCCCCAAAAGCAGCAGCGUUGAGGCCGAGAAACCCCACUCCCUGGACUGGCUGCCUGCUUCCCUCCCCAACUGUAUCUGA